Messenger RNA from Microtus oregoni (creeping vole), 680 nucleotides. It is a transcript of the gene Phpt1, whose product is annotated as phosphohistidine phosphatase 1. Lineage: Eukaryota; Metazoa; Chordata; Mammalia; Rodentia; Cricetidae. The record is from RefSeq and is a predicted model, not a curated record. The transcript has 3 exons. Gene Ontology annotation, cellular component: cytosol. Gene Ontology annotation, biological process: peptidyl-histidine dephosphorylation. Gene Ontology annotation, molecular function: protein histidine phosphatase activity. The coding region runs from base 139 to 513 and encodes 124 amino acids.
GCUGAGGCUCUGGGCCUCGGGAAACAUCCCCUCACGGGAUUGGCCGGGGCUGCCAAAGGGCCCGCCUCCCGCACGCUAAGGCCUCGGUCGGGCUGGGAAAGGGGUUCUGGGGUCCUGAGGCCAAGCGCUCCGGGGAACAUGGCGGCGGACCUCGCUCAGAUUCCUGAUGUGGACAUCGACUCAGAUGGCGUCUUCAAGUACGUGCUGAUUCGAGUCCACUUAGCAUCGCCCUCCGAGGAUCCGACGAAGGAGUGCAAGGAAAUCGUGCGUGGAUACAAAUGGGCAGAGUACCACGCGGAUAUUUAUGACAAAGUGUCAGGCGAGCUGCAAAAGAAUGGCUAUGAUUGUGAGUGCCUAGGCGGCGGACGCAUCUCCCAUCAAAGCCAGGACAGGAAGAUACACGUGUAUGGCUACUCUAUGGGUUAUGGUCGUGCCCAGCACUCGGUUUCAACUGAGAAGAUCAAAGCCAAGUAUCCUGAUUAUGAGGUCACCUGGGCUGACGAUGGCUACUGAGGCCCUGCUCCCCAGCAACUAAGUCAGGACUCUGCUCUUGCUGUGUUGUCUCUUGAAGGACUGGCCCCGUGCUUUCCUUUUGUACUUUUGGCAACAUGCCACCUGCCAGGCCUCGGAAGCCAGAACAGUCUGGUCCAUAGGAAUUAAAAGCUUUGAUAAGCCUGCUA